AUGGUGCAAAUAUCGAAAUUGUGCAAUGAAUUAAAGCGUGCGCAUGUUAUUACGGAAUGUGGUACAUUGUGUAUCAAUAUUAAUGAUCGAAUCAUCAACACAAAGAAGUCUUCAGCGAUUUGUUUUUCAGAAUUAAUCAAAGAAAAAUAUUAUAUUGAUAAAUCAAUCACAUCAUUGAACACACAUCUAGAUAUUACAUGCCAAGAUUCGAUUGAUAUACUUUCAAACUUUAUUGAAACGGGGAAACUUGAAUUUGAAGCAGAUGAGGCACAUUAUCAUGACAUAUUCGAAAUCGGCAAACAUUUUGGAAAUCAAUUUCUCAUACAAGUAUAUGCUAAACAUGUUAAAUCAGACAAAUCUCUCACAAAUGAAAACAUUUUUAAGAAGUACGAAAUUUCUGCAUACGAAAACGAUUCUACGACAAUGAAUGAAUGCAUUGAGUACAUAUCAUCACAUUUCUACAGUUUGAAAGAUGAUGAUAUCAUUACAAAUUUUGUGAAAAAUGGAUUUGAAUUUUGUGAAAAAAUUUUGAAGUCAAAAGAACUGAAAAUAGAAAAUGAAGACAAACUAUGUUUGUUACUUUUAGAUACUUGCAGAAGAGACAAUACAUUAUUUGAUUUAUUUAGCUAUGUUAAUUUACAAUUUUGUUCUUCAGAAGUUUAUGACUAUAUUUAUAAUUUUUCAGUUGAAAACUCUUAUGAAUCAAGUCUUUUAACUAUUUAUAAUGAAACAUUGAAACAUUAUCAUUCAAAAUUAAGAAAUAAAUUUGAAAUCUCAAAUCAAUCUAUUACAUCUUUCGAAAAACAUUUGAUUCGAAAUCAAUUUCAAAUAUCAAAUCAUAGUUUUAGUUUUGUUGAUACAAAAUUUGUUGAAAAAGUUUCAAAAGAAAUUCAAAUGGAAAUGACUGCUUCAUCUCUUGAUUGUGGAAAUUUAUCCGAUAUAAAUUCAUAUUCAGAUAAUGCUAAAUUCUUUACAAGUGAUAAACCUAAUUCAUGGGUAAAAGCUGAUCUAAAAAGAUAUAAAUUAAAACCAAAAUCAUAUAUUCUACGAUCAACAUGUAAAGGUGAUUAUAGUUUAUUGAGGAAAUGGAAGCUAGAAGGUAUCAAAGAAGAUGGAACAUCUAUUGUAUUAGAUAAUAAAUACUAUGAAUUUCAACAAAGAGAAAUCAAAGAAUUUCCACUUCAAACUAAUGAUUAUUUUGUUGCUUUCAAAAUAACACAAACAGGAAAGAAUUCAUGUGAUCAAGACCAUUUCCAUAUUACUGUUUUUGACUUCAAAGGAGAAUUAAUAAAAAUUUAA
Molecule: messenger RNA, 1299 nt
Organism: Trichomonas vaginalis G3
Lineage: Eukaryota; Parabasalia; Trichomonadida; Trichomonadidae
Product: spectrin binding
Exons: 1
Coding region: 1-1299 (432 amino acids)
Source: RefSeq, a predicted model, not a curated record